This is a messenger RNA of Eurytemora carolleeae, 1975 nucleotides long. RefSeq names its product adenomatous polyposis coli protein. NCBI's taxonomy places the organism in Eukaryota, Metazoa, Arthropoda, Copepoda, Calanoida, Temoridae. The transcript is spliced from 10 exons. Bases 794 to 1975 code for a protein of 393 amino acids. The record is from RefSeq and is a predicted model, not a curated record.
CAGUUGUAUGCUUGUAUGAUGACUUUCUUUUUGUGUAAUGCAGUAGAAACCCAGUUGAUUUCCACGGGAGCUUUUGAGAUCUCUCUGAAUGAUAUGCCUCUCUGGUCCAAACUACAGUCAGGGAGAAUACCCCAACCAGGGGAACUUUUCCAGAUUAUAGACAACCAUAUCAACAUGCGUGGCGGUGGCGGUGGCCAGGACAGGAUCGGCGGGUACAAUCAUGAAGAGUUGUAAAAACAAUAGAUAUUUUCUACUAGAACGUAUAGCAUUCCUUUAAUGAGCUUGGAAAUUAUUAUAUUAAAUUGAUGACGAUUUAACUUUUUCGUAAACAUUUUAAAACGUAGACACUAUUUUUUUAAUUGGAACAAAAUUGUGACAACAUUUUUGGUCAAUAUAUUUUCCAGUCAUUAGAUUCUUAAUUAUUAAAAUUAAAUAUUGGGUUUUUAACUAGUUUUAUUCUUGUCUGAUAUAUCAAUUAGUACAUUUAUUUGUUAUGAAUAGAGGUUCUUUUUGAUUUAUAAUACUCUGCAUUAUUAUCUUACAAUAAUUCACUACACAACUUGAUUUGUUUUGUUUAAUGUUUUGUGUACACUGUAUUUACAGUUGUUCUGUAUACUUGUUUCAGUCUUAAAUCUCCCACAUUUAUGACGGACUUUCCGUAAACGAUUUUAUCUGUGGAUUGUCUCGAUGUGUUUUUGCUGUGGGAGUUACAGUCUCUGAAACUAGUUUUAACUCGAGUUUUACAGAUGGCGCCUCAGCCAGUAAAAUGACUUGAAUUUAAAUACCGACAAAAAUGGCGGGAAAUUCGCCUAAUUAUGACGCCUUGCUGGACCAGAUUCAGACCCUAUCUGACAUGCAAAAAAAUGGAAAUUUGCACGCAGCUGAUCCGGUCAAACAGGCUGCUUACAUGAAGCGCCUGCAGCAGCAAGCAGAGAGCAUUAAAAAGAUGCUCAAACUUCUCAACAACUCCCGAGCAGCUGAAUUCAGCACAUCAAACUCAAACAGAGCUUCCAACAGUGAUUUUACUCGUAAAUCUGGUGAUUUUAACGCGGUGAAUUUUGGUGAAAUAAGACAGAUAAAUGAAGGUGGUGGCUGGCGAGGAGAAGAUAAUGAACACUAUGAGCAGCUGUGGGAGCUAAGUACUACGGUGAAUGAGUACGAUGUUCCUGAGGUCGGGGUUGACGAGGAUAUCCUCGACGAGGAGGAGGAGGGUCUGGUGGAGGGUAGUGUUGAUAACUGGGAGGAUAAUCUGUAUGAAAAUACUUCUAUUACUGCGGCUCAUCUUACUCUUAGUGUUGAGGUGCCGCCUCCACUUCCUCCACGCCUACCAAGCCGGUCAAAUCUGAACCAUGCCACAGACAACAGCAAUGCGUUAACGCAUUUCGACAGAAACAGCCAGUCGGGACUUUCCGAUCGAAACAGCCAAUCAAUACAUUCCGAUCGCAACAGCCAACCAAGUCAACGAUCCGCGACCCAAUCAGAAUCAUCAAAAUCUUCCAAACCAAAUCUGUCUUCCAAUAAAUGUAACGAUGUGAAUUUUGACAAGUUUUCAGUGGGCGGGUUAAACUGCUCCACCCCUCACCCUGCUCUUCCUAGCCUUAGCAACAGGUCCUGUGUGACCUCAACUCCCAAGGAGUUUGGUGGCGGUCAAACUAUUAAAGGACCGUCAGGAAACUCGCGAUCUAAAACAGAACUCCUUCAGAAGAAAAGGGAGGAACUGAUCGCGAGCCUGCAGGCCGAGGAGCAGGAACGGCAGUGGUAUUAUACACAACUAGAGCUUAUUGCGCAGAAAAUACGCAAUAUUCCACUCUCCUCUCUACACUCGUACUCCCUGGAGAAUGAGGCAGCUAGACAGGAGUUGGAGGAUAGAGCAGCCAGGGUUCAGGCGAGUAUGCAGAGGCAGCUAGGAGACGCAGAGCAGGUCAGCCGUGAUCGUCGACACAAAGUUCAACAGGUGAAGAUACUACUAGUGUGA